This is a messenger RNA of Monodelphis domestica (gray short-tailed opossum), 1101 nucleotides long. It is a transcript of the gene EMC4, whose product is annotated as ER membrane protein complex subunit 4. The record is from RefSeq and is a predicted model, not a curated record. NCBI's taxonomy places the organism in Eukaryota, Metazoa, Chordata, Mammalia, Didelphimorphia, Didelphidae.
AUGACGUUAUCAGGCAUACCCGGAAGUGCUGCUGGGAGAUCAGCCCAGGGUCUUGUGGGGUGCUUUCUCGAGCUCUGGGGUUGUCUCCGCGGGAGGGCGGUCGCGGAACCCGGUCCAUCCCGGGGAACGUCGCAGUCCGAACCAGCUUCCUUCUCCGCUGCAUUCGGAAGCGGUCGUUGCCAUGACAACCCAGGCAGGUUUGGUGGCGAACCGAGGCCGGCGUUUCAAAUGGGCCAUUGAGCUGAGCGGGCCGGGAGGUGGCAGCAGAGGCCGAAGUGACCGGGGAGGUGGUCAGGGAGAUUCCAUGUAUCCAGUGGGUUACUUGGACAAGCAAGUACCUGAUACCAGCGUACAGGAGACAGACCGGAUCCUGGUUGAAAAGCGUUGCUGGGACAUUGCUCUGGGUCCCCUCAAACAGAUCCCCAUGAACCUUUUUAUCAUGUAUAUGGCAGGCAACACUAUUUCCAUCUUUCCUACUAUGAUGGUGUGUAUGAUGGCUUGGCGGCCCAUUCAAGCACUUAUGGCCAUUUCAGCCACUUUCAAGAUGCUGGAGAGUUCAAGCCAGAAGUUCCUCCAGGGCUUGGUUUAUCUCAUUGGAAACCUCAUGGGGUUGGCUUUAGCUGUCUAUAAGUGCCAGUCAAUGGGGUUGCUGCCCACACAUGCAUCAGACUGGUUGGCUUUCAUUGAACCCCCUGAGAGAAUGGAGUUCAGUGGUGGUGGGCUACUGUUAUGAUCAGGGGAAAACAUGAACUGGCACCUUGGAUCCCAUUUGAUUUUUGUCACUUGUCCCUUCUCAGUAGCACCUCAGUCCAUUCUGCUUUGCAAGUCUCCUGUCAGCAUUGGAGACUUUGGCAAUUUCUUUUAUCAAAGGUAAAAAGAAACAGCUUAUAGGGCAAAAGUUCUAUAGAGUAACUAACAAUAAAGAAAAACUACAGUGAUCCUUCUGGCUGAAAAUAAUGUAAAAAACUUUAUUUAUGUUUCCAAUACAGAGCAAAAACAACAAUCAAAACCAUAAUUCCAUGUAAACAAAAGAGUGGCUGCUUCUGCCUCUCCUUUCAAUAAAUUAAACUGUUCAGAAUGACUCUUGGAAAAGAAAACAAA